AUGACUACAAUACCUCAAUCAUCAACCUCACAAGAGCUGCUCAAGCUACCAGUACCUGAACUGAAAGACACUUUUGCCAAGUUCGUCUAUUUUUCAAGGGUUCUUUGUGCCAAAAAAAAUCACCAAGAAGCAGUCAAACUAGUCCAGCAGUUUCUAGACAGUCCAACCUCCAAAAAGCUACAAACAUACCUAAAAGAACGACAAGAAACUACUGCGAAUUGGGUAAGUACAAUAUUAAUACUUCAAUAAGUACUUCAAUACAACCUUACCUAGAACUUACCAUCAAAAUUAUUACUUUAAGCUUACUAUAAGUUAACUACAGUAAAAAUCGUUAUUUUUUAAAAUUAUUACUGUAGACAAUUAUCUUUUCCUGUUUUAGCUAACACCAUGGUGGAACGAGCACGGUUAUCUUCGCUACAGAAUGCCCUUACCCAUCUACUCAAGUGUGGGUAUCUCUUCAGGUAGAAUAGCUGAAAGAGGAGAACAAGCUCAGCUUGAGUUUACAGCCAAAACCAUCAAAGUUUUGACAAAAUUCGUAAUUGCAGCUAAAAGGUGAGCUAUCCAGGCCUGCCUAUGUCUAUUUUAUACUUUUUAUACCUACUUCUGUAUAUAAUACUAUUUAUCAGCUGCGUGCUUAGUUCUUAUGCUUCAGAACGGAUUAAUAAUUAUUAUUGACCCUAAUAAAACAAAGUUUUUAGAAGACAACUCCCACUAGAAAAAUAUGGUGGAAGACCAUUAGAUAUGGAUCAUCACCAUCGCUUCUUUGCCACAACUAGAAUACCCAAACCAGAAUGUGAUGAAGUAUACACAAUCGACAACUACGAUGACUUGGAAGGCAAUAUAGUAGUAGUCAGAAGAGGCCAUGUAAGCUUUUUACCUUCUCCAAUUUUGAAUUAAAAAAAAUCUGUUAGUGAGAACAACAUUGUAGUACAUACACACAUUUCAGACCUUCAUCAUGUCAGUUUGGGAUGUCAAUAGGAGAGUGCUAACAGAAGAAAAGAUACUGAAAGAACUAAAAAGUAUAGUAAAGCAGACCCAGACCUUCAGCCCACACCCAAUAAACCUGGUUUCAUCUACGGACAGAGACAGUUGGGCUAAAGUUUAUCAAAAUUUGAAAAGUAAGCUAUUAGUUUUAAAACUUAUAUGCCCAAGUUCAAAAACAAUAAGUCUAAUAUUCUUGUCAGCUAAUCAAAUUACAAAAUACCAAAUUCUUUAAAUUUCAAAAUAAAAUUGCAAAAAGCAGUCGCAGCGAGCAGGGUUCGAACCUGCGCGGGCAAAGCCCAAUGGAUUUCAAGUCCAUCUCCUUAACCACUCGGACAUCGCUGCACGCCUGUCUCGCUUUGGAAAAGGCUCCCUUCUCUCUCAUUUGAAUCAGAGGAGGCAGGAAAACAAACGGACUGUUUGAAUUGAAAACUUAUCUGAUUCAUAAAUCAAAACCAUUUUUCAAUCACAAAAACAACAUAUUUUGACUUAUAAUAAAAUACCCAUUUUUACUGUAACACAGAAUAACAUUAAAUCAUUUUUAGCCCGCUACCCGCAUUCCCUAAAACUUUACGAGAAUGCAUUGUUUGUGAUUGGCCUCGACGAACCAACAAUCCCAAAACCAGGCCAAAGACAUGAAGAUGCUCACUUGUUAAAUGGUGUACAUGGUCAUGGAGCCAAAAACAAUGCCAUCAAUCGUUGGCAAGACAAGUUCAACAUGUUCUUCGAUGCUGACGGCUUCUAUGGACUACUUUACGAACAUACUCCAGCUGAUGGAGCUCCUUUGUCUACAGUAAUUGAGACCGUAUACAAAACUGCUUUGAAAGAGAGAAAAGACGGAUUUGUGGAGACUUACAAGAAUGACGUCGUCAGUACACCAACCCAAAAACUAGUGUUCAAGUUGACAGAUGAUGACAAGAAAGCUAUCAAGAAAGCUUCGGACAGUUUAGAAAAGUAGGUUAUUUAUAAUACGUUUUACGUUAAACGUAAGUAUAUAGCAACAAAAAAACACUUUCGGUAUUACAAUAUUGUAGCAAAAUAUACCUACUAUAACAUACUAUUACAGAGAGAUCCAAAAAGUCGACUGCAAAUACUUUAACUUUGACGAAUUUGGUAAAAACGUGCCAAAAGCAGCAAGAAUAUCCCCAGAUUCCUUCAUCCAAAUCGCUCUACAAUUAGCCUUCUACAGGCUACACAAACGUCACGGUAAUGCCUAUGAAAGUGCUUCACUUCGAUUAUUUAAAAAUGGCAGAACUGAAACCAUCAGAUUACCAAACGAAGAGUCUACAGCCUUUGCAGAAACCUUUACCAACAACAAAAGAAACGCUACUGACAAAGAGCUUCUAAAGCUUCUGAAUUCGGCCUGCAAAGCUCACAAGACUUAUUCAGAUGUUUGUGCCAAUGGAAAUGGCAUGGAUCGUCAUUUGUUUGGACUUCGAAUCGCUGCCAAAGAAACAAACACAGAAUUACCUAAAGUUUUCUCAAGUAAAGCUAUGACACGACUCACCACCUUUGACUUAUCGACCAGUCAAGUUCCUAUGUCAACUCGGCCCAGGAUGAUCUACGCUCCAUUGACUGAAGACGGCUACGGAGCUUUGUACAAUCCUCGAGAAGAUACGAUUGAUAUUGGUAUAUCGGUGUUCACAACAUCAAAGGAAACAGACUUGGACAAGUUCAAAGAAAGCGUGUUCCAGAGUUUCCGCGACAUGAGGGACAUAUUGAUCAAGAACAAAGUCAUUAACCAAUCGCAUCUCUGA
Bursaphelenchus okinawaensis is the source of this 2738-nucleotide messenger RNA. The record is from the annotation of a GenBank genome assembly. NCBI's taxonomy places the organism in Eukaryota, Metazoa, Nematoda, Chromadorea, Rhabditida, Aphelenchoididae.